Lytechinus variegatus (green sea urchin) is the source of this 1436-nucleotide messenger RNA. RefSeq lists its product as uncharacterized. The coding region runs from base 735 to 1124 and encodes 129 amino acids. The record is from RefSeq and is a predicted model, not a curated record. The transcript has 3 exons. NCBI's taxonomy places the organism in Eukaryota, Metazoa, Echinodermata, Echinoidea, Temnopleuroida, Toxopneustidae.
GCCAUUGGCCAUAAUAAUUGGCCACACUGUUCUGUGUACAGCUUCAAUGAAAUAGAGCCUACAAAUCUUGAUUCACACAUUUGUUUGUCGCUUCGUGCUACUUUCUUGCUCUGUGUCAAUGGACUCGAGUACCCUUCUUGCUCUCACCUUGAGGUGUAAAGUGCAUUUUCUAAAUAGAGUGUGUUUGUUUCUCCUGCGGCUUGAGUUAAGAUGAUGAUGAUAUUUCUUGCAUGUCAUUUGAUCGAUGAGGCAUCCUCUGCUCUCUGCUUCAUCAGAGAUCUGAAUAUUACCCCUCCAAGUUCGCUCUCCAUCUCUGGCUGUCUGUCGGUUGCAGAUUUUGCCAGAGAGCAAACGUUUCAAACAGGAUUAUAUCAAUUCCAACAGGUUCGCACCAUCUAUCAUGUGAAGUCAUGUGGACGAGGAACACUAUAUUGAUGAAUACCGCACGUUGUUUACUCAAAUGGAAAUAUGUAACUCUUUCUUGGUGAUAUUUGAUAAGCGGCAAGACAAUCAGUAGGAUGCCGUCCCGCACGGUGAACUUACUCUGAAGAAUCAAGCUGAAGUAUGCGUUAUGACACUGCCAUGGAUUAAGUAACCUCAGUGUGGAGUAGCUGAUUAUAACGGAUACGCUUUAAUCGUUGAAUGAUCGUGUUCCACACCUUCGCAGUAUUAACAUUUUGGAUAAUCCCUGUGUAUGAGGAAUAGGACUCUUUUUGAAUAAAACCACAGCAAUUAUGGAGUCCAACCAACGGCUAACGAUGGAUCGUGAUCGUAUUCUGUCGGCGAGAGGAUCGCGUUCGGUGUCGGCGUAUCGCCUUAAGCGAGUUGCCUCGGACAUCGACCUGCAGAAGUGCCGGUGUCUAUGCACAUGUGGACAGAGCAUGUUUUCAUCAAUGUCUACGAGUAUGACUGAACUUAUUCAAAGAGAUGCAGAAGGGUCAAGUAAUACUCCAUGUAGACUUCAUAGAAGAUCGGCACUAAGAAGAGUACACACUUUGACCGGUGAGCCGGGCUCCCCGAGGACAGGACGCAGCAACCGUCAAAGAUCUCCCAGUACGCCCAACGCACCAGACCCCAAGAUGUUGCAGAGAGGGCUGGUAAGUCAUUUGCUUCCGUGGCCUUGAACUUGAACUCUAAGUAGCAUCGUUAACGCAUGCCAUUGUGGCUUCUGUCAAAGAAGGCAGAGUAGAUUCCUGGGCCUGGUAACACAAAGCUUUGCGAUGGAUAGCUAAUACAUGAAAGAUUGGUGCUGUUUGGUUCCUGGUCAGUGUUAUGAACAAACUAUGCAUGCAACAAAGCUUUUGAUUGGUCAAUGCUAUUUAGCAAUUGAUCACAAACCUUUGUGUUAAGGAGCCCUGAUAUUGGAAUUCAGUCAAGACACUCUUCAGAAACACCCCAAAUUCAGUACUAUCUGGCCUAAACAUGAAUAUGUUACU